AUGCAGUAUCCGAAUCCAGCAUGGAAGAUCUUGCACUUGAUCCCUCCAAGCUCUCGCGAGGCGGAGGAGUUUGGGCUCCAGGUGCUGCUGGACCUCCAUGGUGCGCGCCUUGCGGCGGGGCACCCGGAAGAGCCCACGGCCAUCCACGGCCAUCCACAGCCUUCUGCAUCGCUGGCUCUGCCCCGCUUUCUCCAUGCUGCGCUGCUCCGCGCUGCAGCGACCUCCCCUGAAGUGGCAGUGGCAGAGCUGGCGUUUCGAGGCCCCGGAGCUGCAACACUGGUGUUCGUGUGCCGCCCGUGCAUGUCCAUGUGCGAGUCCCUGAGGGCGCUGCGCAUCGUGGCGCGCCGCUAUCGCGGCCGCAAGGCGGUGACGGGCAUCGCUGUGUGCAAUGAGCCGUCGCCGGAGGUCCCCACGGAUGUCCUGUGCAACUUCUACGAUCGUGCUGUCCGGGCCAUUCGACGCGCUGGCUUGCGCGAGGAUGUGACCGUGGUCCUGCCAGUCUUUCAGCGACCUCUUCCUGGCUUCGUGGCCCGCUGGGAGGAAAUGGGCGGGAAGUGCCAUGCCAACGUUUGCUUUGAAGUGCACUGGUACCACUGCUUUGAAAACGAGUGGCAUGGCCGGACCUUUGCGCAACACUUGCGUGCAGUGCAGGAGCAUGCCGAGGAGCUCCGGCGCUUUCCGGUUGUGGUGGGCGAGUGGAGCCUCGCGCUGGGCUGUGGAUCCGUCACCGGGAAGAUCUCCAAAGAUGAGAUGCUCACCCUCUUCGCCAACGCUCAGCUCGCUGCCUACCGCGAGUCGUCCCACGGAUGGUUCUUUUGGAGUUGGAGCGACCGGCCGAAGAGUACCGAGUGGGACUGGCAGCAAGCCGUGGAGAAGUCGUUGCUCCCUUCAGGGCAGGCCUUGCGCUGCGAUCUGCCCGCGCUCCCGCCCCUCCCGCCGCCGGCACCGCGCUGCCCCAGCACGCCCGACUCGGCGCGCGACGCGGCCAAUGCCUCCCCCAGCACCCCCACACCCAGCCGGGAUCGCCGGACCAGCCGACUUCGGACGCCGCCCAGGGAUGCUGUGACCGCGCCCCUGGACCCUCUGGAGGUGGUUUUUGACGAGCCCGCAUCAGACUCCCGGAUUCACUUGGGAGACACGGUGUACCUGCGAGCCUUCCACGGCCGCUACUUGGAUGUAGAAGGCCCCACCGUUCGCGCACGAUAUGGCGACCGGGGCAAGUGGCAGCAGUUCAUGGUGUGCCCAUACUUGGGUUCUUCAGCAGCAUCGUCAAGCUCGGCCCCGUGCUUGGAAACUGCAGGAGCAAGUGCGACGACCGCUGCAGGGCGUGGCAUCAAAGACGGGGAUGUCAUCUGUCUAUUGGCGCACACUGGCUCCUUCGUUGGCAUCUCCGGGCGGAAGGUCGUGGCGGACUUCGCCCUGGCCACGGCGCCCUGCGCCUUUGUGGUGCGCACUGCCGGGGUGGCCUGCGAGGUGCAUCAUCGCUGUGGCAUCUUCCUCCAGUCCGUGGCGACUUCCAAGGUGCUGGCCCCGAACGAGAGCGAUCCUAGCGCGCGUGACGCAGUGAGGGCACGUUGGAAGAGUUUCGGCGAAUGGCAGCAGUUGGUGGUGGAGAAGCCCCGCUGUUCCGCAGUGGUCCCGCGCCGGCCCCGACGCCGCAGCUCCAUGGCCAAGGCGGCCGCCUCGCCGCCCGACUCGCUCGCAUCCCGACGCCUGCGAAAGGCGAGCUCGGCAGAGGAGGAAGCGCCAGGGACGCCGAAGUUGCGGCUGACUCCCAAAGGCGAUGUGUUGGAGGCAGCGGCUGUAGCAACUCCCAGCCGCAAGCGGCGGCUGAGCUUCGACGAUGCGAUGAGCGCCACCGCCAGCGGCGUGCUUGAGGCUGCUGCUGCUUCGCCGGCCCUCCGUGCUGUAGUUACACCGCGCCGGCUCCGUGAGCGUGGAUCCUGGUAA
Symbiodinium natans is the source of this 1950-nucleotide messenger RNA. The record is from the annotation of a GenBank genome assembly. Lineage: Eukaryota; Dinophyceae; Suessiales; Symbiodiniaceae.